Notechis scutatus (mainland tiger snake) is the source of this 273-nucleotide messenger RNA. The record is from RefSeq and is a predicted model, not a curated record. Lineage: Eukaryota; Metazoa; Chordata; Lepidosauria; Squamata; Elapidae.
CUGCCCCCUUCUCUUCUCCCGCCCCCCCACAGGCCUUGCAGGACUGCGUGGAAGAUUUGGUGCGACCGUUUCGGGACGAUGCCAUCGACCAAGUGGUUGGCAUUGAUGCCAUGGGGUUCAUUCUGGGCGCCGCUAUUGCCCUCACCCUCCGAAAGGGCUUCGUGACUAUCCGGAAAGCCGGCCACCUCUGCGUUGAGACUCGCACCCAGACCUACAGGGACUACACGGACCGUGAGAAAGUGAUGGAAAUUCGCACAGAUGCCAUCGGUCCAG